UACGACAGUGCUUGCAUUUGUCGAAGCAAAUUCUUCGACCUUCCGAUGAAAUAGUUCAUUCAUUAGUGAGGCAUUAUUUGCAAGUGAGGCAUUAUUUGCUUGGCUACUUAGUUAAUCUCGCCUCUCACGUCCGGCGCUGAUACAUCCUGCGCUUCAGAAGGGUCGAUGGCUCAUUUAUACACCUUCGGCAUUCUGUCCCUUCUGCGGACAGCAUAUACGCACAGAACCGACUGCCGGCCAUUGUGCUUUCAAGACGUGUGUCCUGCAAACAAGGACCGGGUUUUAAACACGUAUAUUAGUAAAGCAGGACCAGAUCCAGAUCUUCCCGAUUCAUGCGCGAAGGUGUUGUGCCCACGCAUCAUGAGCUUGACCGACAACAAGUGGCUUUGCCGUGAUGACAUUGAUCCAGAUGUGAAGUCAAUUGAGGAAUAUGCGGACCCAUUCGCAUAUGUAGACGCUUGGGGUGAGCAGAUGGAUGAUGGAAGUGGAGAGCGCCGGAAACGAUGGAUUGACAGUAUUGAUCAGGGGUGCCAGACGCCAGAUGGAUAUGCAGCAAAAGACGGAACAACAUGCAUGAUGUCGGAUUCAAUAAUCCACGGUCCCAAUGACGGCGGUGAAUGUCACCUCGGUGUAUGCAAGAAUGGUCGAUGUGAAUCGGCGUUAUACUCAACAUGUGCAACAUAUUAUUGAAACUGAUGACACGAGCUCACGGCAGGAAUACUUCAUGUCUAGAAUUGUUUUGCCAGAGAAAAGUA
Messenger RNA from Dermacentor albipictus, 755 nucleotides. The record is from RefSeq and is a predicted model, not a curated record. Lineage: Eukaryota; Metazoa; Arthropoda; Arachnida; Ixodida; Ixodidae.